Geosmithia morbida is the source of this 840-nucleotide messenger RNA. RefSeq lists its product as uncharacterized. Bases 1 to 840 code for a protein of 279 amino acids. The transcript is spliced from 2 exons. The record is from RefSeq and is a predicted model, not a curated record. Lineage: Eukaryota; Fungi; Ascomycota; Sordariomycetes; Hypocreales; Bionectriaceae. Gene Ontology annotation, biological process: transcription by RNA polymerase III.
AUGUCGAGAGGCCGCGGAGGCGGGAGGGGAGGUCGCGGCGGCGGCAGAGGCGGACGACCCAAUGUGUCGUGGGACACCGGCGACGAGCCCGACGGUCGACCAUCCGAGCUAUUCCCUCAUUACGCUCUCCCGGUACCGCGCCACCUGACGCCCACGGAGACCAACACAGUCAAGAACUUCCUCCUCCUACGACACCAACUGCGCGCCUCGGCGCUGUACACCUCUCUCCGGAGCGAGACGGACGUCGAUCCUCUACGGAGAAAGCACGGCGGCGCGACAUCACGGGGCACCAAGACGCCGUACGGGGUGCGCAGCCGCGCCAACCAGGACCCCUUCACGUCGAUGCCCACGUACGGCCAGCGCUUCGUGCGCGAGGACCGCGCCCUACCAGACUGGUCGAAUCGGCCUGUAUGUCGCGAGCUGUGGCCCUCGGAGCUCCUAAACACCAUUGACCCGGAGCCUGAUCGUGGGAACGGCGGCGGCCACCUCGUCCUGGGCGACGACACGGGCGACGCAGCGCCGCGCAAGAAGAAGCGUCGCCUCGAGCUGUCGCGGGUGGACGCCCUCCCCAACGCCGAGGUGGCGUUCGGCAUGGCGCAGGCCGGGGAGGACGAGGACGGCGAGAGGAACCUCCUCGACAGGCUAGAUGCCUUGGGCGACGAGACCGGUGAGGAUGGCGCCGAUCUGGAUGACGAGGAGGGGCUCGGCGACGCGGACGAGCAGGAUGAGGCGUACGAUGAUGAGGAUGCGGGUGAUUACGAUGCAGAGAAUUACUUUGACAAUGGCGAUGAGAUGGGAGAUGAUUAUGGAGAUGACGGCGAUGGCGAGGGCACGUUUUAA